AUGCUAUUCUUCUUCCCCCGGGCAUGCCUUGUCUUUCCAGCCCUCCAGGUUAUCCUACCGCUCCUCCUUCCCCCCUUACCGACUAGCGCAAUUCCCGCCGAGUUCGACGUUACCCUCAAUAGCAGAGUACCCAUCUCCCACCCAGCACCGACAGUGCCGAUAAAGAAAGCGAAGGUGCUUAUACUCGGCGGCGGCCUGACAGGUAUCAUAGCCGCGCGAACGUUGCACCAGGCAGGGAUCACAGACUUUAUCAUUGUCGAAGCACGCACGGAACUCGGCGGACGCAUGCAGUCCGUCCCGUUUGGACGCUCCCCGUUCCCUCGUGUGCAGGUCGAGCAGGGCCCUAACUGGAUCCAGGGUACACAGACCCCGGGAGGAAAUGCCAAUCCGAUUUUCGAGCUGGCAAAGAAACAUGGACUGAAGUCGAGGUUUAAUGACUGGUUUGAGAGCCUUUCGACCUACAAUGCUUCGGGGCCGGCCGAUUUCCUGGAUGUUUUCGGGCAGUCGGAGGAUGACUACGAGCGAUUGACUGUGCUGGCUGGCACGCGGGUCGACAAGGGUCUUGUGGACACGUCCGCCCGGACAGGGUACUCCCUAGGUGGAGCGAAGCCUGCAACGCCACAUGCCCGUGCAUCCGAAUACUACCAAUUUGACUGGGAAUAUGCGCAGACGCCCGACCAGUCAUCUUUGAUCGCGUCGUCGUGGGGAAACAAUUAUACGUACGACGUCACCUCGGGAGGCUUCUCGGACGACAACCAGAUGAGCAUCGAUCAGCGUGGGUUCAAGACAAUCGCUCAGACCGAAGCCACCGAGUUCCUCGCGCCGUCUGGUAGACAGGUCUGGUUGGGCGCCACGGUAAGGACAGUGAAGCACUCGAGGGAAGGAGUGCAAGUGGUCCUGGCGGAUGGCCGCGAGCUCAGCGCGGACUACGCACUGUGCACGUUCAGCUUAGGCGUGCUCCAGCACGACGAUGUGAUAUUUGAACCCAAGUUGCCUGAUUUCAAGCAGGAGGCAAUCCAGAGUAUGGUGAUGGCAACAUACACAAAAAUCUUCCUGCAAUUCCCCCACAAGUUCUGGUUCGAUACUGAGAUGGCAAUCUAUGCAGACGAACAGCGCGGCCGAUAUACCGUCUGGCAGAGUCUUGACCACUCCGGCUUCCUUCCUGGCUCGGGCAUCAUCUUUGUCACCGUCACUGGCGACUUUGCAAUCCGCAUCGAGACGCUCUCCAACGCCCAAGUACAGGAAGAGGUCCUCUCAGUCUUGCGUGCCAUGUUCCCGUCCGUGCUCGUCCCCGAGCCAACCGACUUCUACUUUCCGCGCUGGCAUGCGAACCCGCUCUUCCGAGGCUCCUACUCGAACUGGCCGCCCUCGUUUGCGAGUCAGCACCUGGAUAACCUGAGAGCGAACAUUGGGAGACUGUACUUUGCUGGCGAGGCGACAAGCAGGAAAUAUUUUGGUGCGUCGUUACGCUUCGGUGGCUUGGUCUGUAUUGUGGAGGUGACCUAA
Messenger RNA from Cyclocybe aegerita, 1506 nucleotides. NCBI's taxonomy places the organism in Eukaryota, Fungi, Basidiomycota, Agaricomycetes, Agaricales, Hemipholiotaceae. The record is from the annotation of a GenBank genome assembly.